Messenger RNA from Chenopodium quinoa (quinoa), 3427 nucleotides. RefSeq names its product receptor-like serine/threonine-protein kinase ALE2. The record is from RefSeq and is a predicted model, not a curated record. The coding region runs from base 493 to 3168 and encodes 891 amino acids. NCBI's taxonomy places the organism in Eukaryota, Viridiplantae, Streptophyta, Magnoliopsida, Caryophyllales, Amaranthaceae. The transcript is spliced from 10 exons. Gene Ontology annotation, molecular function: protein kinase activity; ATP binding. Gene Ontology annotation, biological process: protein phosphorylation.
GAACUUUAAAAAAGUGCCAAAUUAUUUCUUUAUAAAAUCAUUCCAAAAGCUAUUUAUAAACAUCACCUCACCCACCGACGUCUCCUUUAUUGAAUACUCAUGGUCAAGAUUUCCUCCCUCUCUCUCUCCAAUGAUCACUCUUUAAGUGUCACUUAACUUUCUGGUUACUAAAUUUUGGGAUUUUUUGAUCAACUCUUGAAUUUCUACUAUACUUAAUUUUGCUAAAUUUUCAAUCUUUUUGGGUGAAAAUUCAAAGAUUUAUUAUCAAAUCAAGCAUUUUAGUUGUUAACUAGUGCUUUCCACCUAAACCCAUUUUUUGUGCUCCCACUAAACAGCAUUUUCAUUACUUUUCUUCAAAUUUUUUAUUUGUGGGGUUUUCUUGAAAAUUUAAGUCUUUGGAAGAAAAUAAUCAUGACCCAUAUUAGUUUUCAGAUUUUUGAUUCAAGUUACACUUCUUUUUCUUGAAAUUUUACUAGUUUCAAUACUGGGUUUAUGCAUGAGAUGAGAAAAUUGAGUUCAUUAAUCAAGGUUUUAAGGUGGGAGAUGAUGAAUUUGUUGGUGCUCAGAAUAAUUGUUAUUGUGUGUUCUUUCCCAGUUCUUGGAUCUGCAGAUGCAAGAGACCAUGUUGUAUCUCCAGCAGCUACGCCUGUCUUCAGCAGCGACAGUUAUGGACAUCCGGUUGCAGCACCUCAUAAAAGCACGUUCAAUUCUUUUCCUUAUAGGAGUCAUUCAUUUAGCAAAGUUUCUACCCUGCAUGGUUCUAAUAGUCCUACAUUUGCCUCCCCUCCACCUGCUGAAUCUCCUUUUCGACAUGUCCCAAGGGAACAGAUCAAUUCCCUGGGUUCUUCCCAUGAAAAUUCAUAUUCUGAGCAUCAUCGUGGUCAUCAUCAUCACCAUGAGAAGAACCAUUAUGAAAAAUCAGCUGCAGGACCAUCAAACCUGCUUUCUCCUCUUCCACACGGUUAUCAAUCUAUGCACCCUGCUCACGAGAUCACUCCAUCUCGGUCCCCCUAUUCUUCAACCUCAAGCCAGAAGUCACCUAUGCCUGCACCGUCAUCAAUAGAUUGGCAAAGGCCUUUUAAGCCACCCUCAAUCUCUCCUUUGAGCUCUUCAGUAAAGAUGUUUCCUCCUCCGUCUUCGACAUUUGUAUUACCAUCUCCACCUCCUAAUCAAGAUUGUACAUCAAUAACAUGUGUGGAACCAAUGACGUACACGCCAUCUGGAUCUUCCUGUGGUUGUGUGUGGCCAAUGCAAGUCAGAUUGCGACUCAAUAUUGCUCUAUACAGAUUUUUUCCUUUGGUCUCUAAGCUGGCUGCAGACAUUUCAUCAAGCCUUUCAUUUAAUCAGAGUCAAGUUCGCAUCAUGGGAGCAAAUGCUGCAAGCCAGCAGCUAGAAAAAACUACUGUUCUUGUGAACUUGGUUCCUUUAGAUGGAAAAUUCAAACAUGCUGCUGCAUUUUCACUGUAUGAGAAGUUUUGGCGCAAGCAAAUUCAUGUAAAUCCCAACUUCUUUGGUGCUUAUGAUGUGCUAGACGUUCACUAUCCAGGUCUUCCACCUUCCCCACCUUCUCUUUCUUCAAAUCUUGCUGCUAUAGAUGAUCAUCCCUUUCCUGCUAAUUUUAAGGGCAAUGGUGGGAGUUCAUCAAAGCCUCUGGGAGUUGAUAUACCAAGAACACAAACUACUGGUGGUCGUGAUAGAAGCAUGCAAGCUGUGAUAAUAAUAUCUGCAAUAACAGCUUUUUUAACAUGUGCUGGUAUUGCAUGGAUAUUGAUAGCCAGACAUAGAUGUUCUGGUCCUCAUCCUGAAGAGGCUCUAAUGACUGAGGUGUCUUCCUUUACAAAGCCAUCAGGAGCUGCUAGAUCUUUGGCGGUAGGUACCAAAUCUCUUUGUAGUUCAUUGUCUUUUGGCUCUGGGAUGCUAAACUUUACAGGGUCUGCCAAAAUCUUUAGUCUUCAUGAUAUUGAAAUCGCCACUGAUGGAUUUGACUCUUCGAGAAUCCUUGGAGAAGGUGGAUUUGGGGUAGUGUACAGAGGCAUUUUUGAUGAUGGAGAACAAGUGGCUGUUAAAGUCCUGAAGAGGGAUAAACGCCAUGGAAUACAUGAAUUUUUAUCUGAAGUUGAGAUGCUAAGCCGUUUGCACCAUAAGAAUCUUGUUAAAUUGCUAGGCAUAUGCACAGAGUAUCAUAUUCGGUGCCUCAUCUAUGAGCUGGUUCCAAAUGGAAGUGUUGAAUACCACUUGCAUGGAGUUGCCAAGGAAGUUGUUGCUCCACUUGAUUGGGCAACCCGCAUGAAAAUUGCCCUUGGGGCCGCUCGAGGUUUGUCCUACCUACACGAAGAUUCAAACCCUUGUGUCAUACAUCGUGACUUUAAGGCCAGUAACAUCUUGUUAGAACAAGAUUUCACACCAAAAGUGUCUGACUUUGGAUUAGCCAGAAAUGCAUUGAAUGAGGGAAACCAACCCAUCUCAACUCAUGUAAUUGGGACAUUUGGUUACUUGGCUCCUGAAUAUGCAAUGUCUGGGCAUCUUCUUGUCAAAAGCGAUGUUUACAGCUAUGGUGUAGUUCUACUGGAGCUGUUAACUGGAAGAAAGCCAGUAGACUUUUCGAACCCACCAGGUCAAGAAAAUCUAGUAGGAUGGGCUCUCCCACUUCUCACCAGCAAGGAUGGAUUGGAAAUUGUAAUGGACCCCAACCUAAAGACGAGUGCUCCAUUUGACAGUUUCUCCAAAGUAGCAGCAAUUGCAUCUAUGUGUGUACAGCCAGAGGUAUCCCGCCGUCCCUUCAUGGGAGAAGUUGUUCAGGCCUUAAAACUUGUUUGCAGUGAGAUCAACGAUGCAAAUGAGGAAGAACCAGGGAGUGAUUCCAAUCAGGCAAAGGUUUCAGUGGGUGAAGAUAUUAAAGGUGGUCAAAUCCCACCUGACUUUCAAGUUUUCCUUGGGACUCAUUAUACUCCCCUUGGGUAUGAUUCAAGUUGUGAUGCUAAGCUGCCAUCAUCGGCAGUGGAUUUGGCAAGUGUUUCAGCAGAAUUUGCAGACAGUGAAUUUCAAUAUUCAGGAAUGCAUUGCAGUUCUGGGCCUCUGGGAUCAGGGAAGAAAAAAUCAUUCUGGCAGAGGUUUGGCCGAUUUUCAAGAGGGAGCAUGAAGGAACAUCUUUGGCCUGGAGCACAGUAAAUAAGAAUACUAAGCUAUUCACCAAUUUAGCUACUGUCAAGUGUCAAUACAUAUAAGAUGAGAAGUUUUGUUAUCUAGAAGUGACAAUUUGAAGUAUUUAGAACCUGCUUUGAACUUAAAAGACGGAAAAGGAUUUAAAUAGUAAUUUCUGCAGUGUUCUGAGCAAGGGCAGAUGCUUGGAUAUUAUUACCCUGGAGUCAUACUGUCGUAGGAUGUGUGAAAAUAUUGUUGAUUAAUCUUUUGAUUACCAUCCGUUAAA